GUGGGUUGCGAAAGCUUAUUAUUGUGGAAAGUCCCGAGGAAAUCCCCACACCGGGCCUUUCCGAAGACGGCGCAACCUUAAACUCUUGCUGCCUUAAACAAAUGUCAGUUAAUGGUGAUCCGAGAUGGAGGUAAUAGCGCGGGCUUAAUGGCGGUCUGGACUGGCUUCGGUGACAUUGAGAAAAGCGGCGGCGGAGCUGUCUGAGAUCUUUUGUGAGGAUUGUUGCUGUUUCUCUCCGACAUAUUGCACAGUUUCUGUAGGCCCUCGCGAACACGCUUGCCAGGAGAACACCAUGUCCCAAGGCCCAAACUUCCUCCCCAAGUUCCUGUUCGUCAGUAACCUCCUGAAGGCCAUGAAGAUCCGCGAACGCGUCCCCACCGAUGUGGUGAAGCCGUCGGCCAGCAACGGAGUCAUCCACCACCUGCGCUCCAUGCACCGGCACACGGUGGAGAUGAUCCGAAUGGGUCACUUUCCGCAGGCUUUCCGCGAGGUGGUGCAGACCGCCGUGCUGGACCGGCCCAUGCAGACCUCCCUGGAACUAGAGAAGAGGCUGAACUGGUGCCGGGAGGUGAAGAAGCUGGUGCCUCUGCGGACCAACGGGGAUGGGAACUGUCUUCUCCACGCCGCCUCCCAGUAUAUGCUGGGGGUCCAGGACACGGACCUGGUUCUGCGCAAGGCCCUCUACGGCGCCCUGAAGGAGACGGACACCCGGAGUUUCCGUCUGCGAUUCCAGACAGAGCUGCUCCAUUCCCAAGGCUUCACCCAGACGGGCCUUCGUUACAACACACUAAACUGGGAGGAGGAGUGGGAGAAGGUGGUGGAGAUGGCCUCCUUGGAGACAAAUCCUCACGGACUGCAGUAUGGCUCCCUGGAGGACAUUCACAUCUUUGUACUCUGCAACAUUCUUCGCCGGCCGAUCAUCGUCAUCGCAGAUCAGGUGGUCAGAAGCAUGAAGUCGGGCACCUCCUUCUCCCCCCUAAACGUGGGAGGCAUUUAUCUCCCGUUGCACUGGCCCCCAGGGGAGUGCUACAAGUAUCCCAUAGUGCUCGGCUAUGACUCCCAGCACUUUGCGCCACUCAUAACGGUCCAGGACAGCGGUCCAGAGAUCCGAGCCAUCCCACUGUGCCACCUGGGCCGGGGGGCCUUCGAGGACCUUAAGGUUCACUUCCUCAUGGAGAAGGAGCAGCCACAGAAAGACAAGCUCCUGAAAGACUACCUGAUACUGGUCGACAUCCCAGUAAAUGGUCCCAGUCCGGGUACGACACACAUGAUCAACGCUGCCAGGUUAGACGAGAGCAACCUUCCUGAAGAUAUGAACCUGAUGGAGGAUUACCUGCAACUGGUCAACCAUGAGUAUAAGUGCUGGCAGGGGGACCAGGAGGUGGCGUGGGACGUACGACCACAGCAGGACACCCGCUUCUCCGUCUCGCAGCUGUCGCUUAUCGAGAUCCGCUGCGCUACACCCCGCUGUACCUUCUACAUCUCUGUGGACACGCAGCCUCACUGCCACGAGUGCUUUGAGAAGCGGCGGGCUGAGCGGGCCCGAGAGGUGCCCCGGGCCAUGCCACCUGCGCCGCACGCACCUGCUUCCCAUUCGCCGCCUGCCGUAGCGCCCAGCCCCCGCUCGGCCCCGCCCACCGCGCCCAGCCUCAGUCUGUACAGCGAGACACAUGCCAUGAAGUGCAAGACGCCUGGUUGCCUCUUCACGCUGAGCGUGGAGCACGACGGCCUGUGCGAACACUGCCACAAUGCCCAGCGGGCUGGCCGCCACGCUGGCUCUGACCGCUGCUCCCGCUGCCAGCAGGAGGCCUUCCGGAUGCUCGACGGCCUGUGCGCCACCUGCCUGCAGAGGGCGGCCAAGGAGAGGGCGGAGCCUCAGCCGCAGGUGCCCGGCCCAGAGCGCCCCCCGGUGGACUGGCCGCCAAUAGCUAACACGAACGAAACAGUGGUAUCCAGGAUCCAGAGGGAAGCGCCCCCUGUUGGCCGAAAGUGCAAGAGGCAGGACUGUGACUAUUUCGGUACGGCCGAGCAAUUGGGCUUCUGUUCCAUUUGCUACGAGGAUUAUCAGAUCAAUCGGUCCGGCCCUGCGCCUACAGCCUCGAGACCAUCACCCCCGCCCGCGCGCGCCUGCCUGGAAGCAGGCCUGAAGAACUCCUCCCAAUGCCGCGGACCUUCCUGCGGAGCUGCGGGCCGUACAGUCUAUGAAGGAUACUGCAAGAAGUGCUUCGUCAAAGAGCAGGGCGUUCGGCUAGGGCAAGCUGGUACCCGCGUGUCCCAGUCACCCCCACUGGCUAUGAGAGCCGCGCAGCCCAGAGCGACCCUGAAGCCGGCACGCUGCAGUCGAAGCGGCUGCAGGAACUCCCACCCAGGCUGGGCGGAGCUAUGCUCCGAGUGCCAGGCCCGUGGCCGCUGGGAGGGCCACCGGGGUCACGGACACGAGGAGGUCGCUAAGCAGCGCUGUCGGACGCAGUGGUGCGAGCACUACGCCAACCAGGAGAAGGACGGCUACUGUAACGAGUGCAGCUACUUCCUAAAGCACCCCCGGGGCCCUGAGGGGUUCCGCCGUGUCCAGGACAGCCGGUCCACACGCUAAUGCUCCCCGCCAGCCUCAACCCCGAUGGGGCUCUGUGGGUGCCGAGUCCUUAGCGUCCGUCUCCCGUGCUCUGCAACACGGACGGUUAUGACUUCUGUAAAAAUACAUCACAUCGUGACCAAAGUUCACUUUUCACCAGUGGAAAAGGUGUUUCCAGUGCCAAAACCAGGGGUCCUUUGUCCGGGUGGUCCGAGGCCGCUCUGUCCAGGGUCCUCUGACAUCCCGCCAAGGAGCGUGGAAGGGACCAGCAGCCGGACUGUCUCCUCUAGUUAGGACGAUGGUGCUAACCUCGCUAAAACACUCACGCUCAACACGGAACCUGCCAUGCCAGGAUCUAGGAACCAUAGAGUCACACCGCUGUCGCUGUCCUCGUGGCUGUCCGCUAACCCGUAACGCCGGGCUCUGUGAUGUGCAGGGUCACAGCACUGCUGUUGUCCGCAUAGCUGUCCGCUAACUCUAACCCGCAGCGCUUGAAGUCCGUGUGUUUCCCUCCGCGGCCGUGUGUGCGAUCAGUGGCCCAGCUGUGAAACGUCUGUUAGCCAAUGGGCUGGUCUGUUAACCAGCGGUCACCCAACAAGCCUUUUCAGUGCCGAUCGGGAACGUAAGCAUUCAGCAACAUGCAGGAGACCACGAAUGUGGCGACGUCCUGUCUUGACAAGUAGGAAAAUGGGAAAGAUUACACCUUUUGAUGGAAUCUAUAAAAUACCAUUUAACAUGCCAUCAUUUUUAUGUUCCGACUGUUGUUAUUCCCAACGUCAUAAUAUUUUGAUUGCAUUUAGGGAAUUUCCCAUAUAAGAAUAAAAACACCGUAAUCCAAAAGGACAGUCCUUGGUAAAAUCCCCGGAGUAUUUGAUGCUGUAUUUAUGCUGGAGAGAGAGACAGAGAGAUAGAGAGAGAGAGUGAGCACUCAGUUGGAAGGGAAAACGCACCCGAUAGUUUAAAUAGAUUGGCUUCUCCCCCCUACGCCUUUCUACUUACCCCCUUUGUUUCCGCCUUGAUUUGCCUCGUACGUCUCCACUUCCUUCCGUUUCACACUCUUAAAAAUGCACAACUGACAUUUUUUCUUUUUCCAUUUUUAUUUCUGCUUCACCCAUGUACGCGUUUUUAAUAUAUAUAUAUAAUUUUUUUUGAGUUACGCUUACUGAGGCGACACUGAGCAUGUACGUGAGGAUUUGUGGGAGAUCAUAGGCAGGUUUAGGCGAGUUUGUGUAAAGUAAGUUAUCUCUGGAGAAUAAAAAGUACCUUGUUGUUGGCUUGUCCAGUUUUGUUGUGUAGUGGGUGAUUAACUUGAUGGAAGCCUGUAUACAGAAUUACACACGGGGGCCGUCCUCCAUCUUGUACAGAUGUUUAAGACCUUUCUGUGUCCUGGGUGUGAAUGCAGUUCAUCCGAUUGCAAUAUUGCACAGCUCUAAUAUAAGCUGUUCUGGAAUUUUGGGUUGGUAUCGGGGUGCAACUGAACGUAACAUUCCGCGAAUAGACAAAAUUAGGAGAGCAGUCAUUUCCUUACAAUGUAUUUUAAUUGUAUUGCUGGAAGAACUGUUUUUUUUGUUUGUUUUUUGGUAUUUAUUCAUUUAAAAAAAUUAGUAAUUCGCCACUUUAUUUAUAUAAUCUCAAAUAAAUUAUUUUUAAUAAUACGUGUGCGAUUCGUUGAUCUUUGUUUCGAUCUCACCUGUUUGGAAAAAUGUGCAUGACGUGCUUUCCUGUUGCACGCCGGGGCCGUUUCCAUGGGAACGGCUUCUGCGUCGCCGCAGGCGCGACCCGGCGGCGUGCCAGAGAUGUGCUCGAUGGCUUAUCAAAGAAACUUCGCAAGUGAGAGAUGGAGCUGGGUUUUUUUAUAUCGGUGCCUAUAAUACCAGGGAACUCUUGGCCUCCCCUGUUGUUAAUCUGUAAAAUGAUAUGUAUUAUUUACUAAGAUUAAGGUGAGCUUGUGGUCUUAUGAUUAUAAUUGCUGUACUACAAGAACCUCACUUCCUGUACCUGAGACAUGGUUCUUGUUUUACGAGGGUGUGAUACAAUAAUUGUAUGUAACUGUAAAAUGUGCUGAAUGUAUCUCAACAAGCCCAUUAAACCAGCUUGUGUGCUUCAGAGCAGUGGUAAUUUUAA
Molecule: messenger RNA, 4696 nt
Organism: Brienomyrus brachyistius
Lineage: Eukaryota; Metazoa; Chordata; Actinopteri; Osteoglossiformes; Mormyridae
Gene: tnfaip3
Product: tumor necrosis factor, alpha-induced protein 3
Exons: 9
Coding region: 293-2593 (766 amino acids)
Biological process (GO): cell migration; positive regulation of Wnt signaling pathway; protein K33-linked deubiquitination
Cellular component (GO): cytoplasm; nucleus
Molecular function (GO): K63-linked polyubiquitin modification-dependent protein binding; zinc ion binding; cysteine-type deubiquitinase activity
Source: RefSeq, a predicted model, not a curated record